UCAUGUGCCAGGAUAGAAAGAAAACCGUGGGCAGAGAGAUAAAGGUUUUUAAACACUGUACACAAACCAUCUCUUCAGUUUGACAAGAGACGUUAAGCUAGCUUGCGUCACAGUAUAGAAGCACCGUGGUGGGUCUUGUUAAACCGUUUGAAACUGGAGUUCUGUGUCCACUCUAACAGUCGUCUUUAUAUGUACUUUACUUCAGGAGUUAGGCCUAGUUUGUAAAAACAAGUCAUCAUGCUCACUGCCGCUGCCUUGGUUGUAUUAUUCGUUUGCACCUUAGUUUGCUAUGGAAAGGAUGUGUCAGAGAGUACCGCUGAUUUAAUGCAAGAAGAAGACAAGACUGACCUGCACGAAGUAAAGCGCUUCCUUGGUCGAUGGAAAAGUUCCAACCACAUAUGGAAACAUCAAAAUCAACUAAAUGAUGGGGUUAAGCUGGAAUUGGACGAUAAAAGCCCCACAACCGGACCGAAGCGUUUCACAAAUGAACACGGUGCACAGGACAACUUUGCAUAUCUUUUAAACAAUCUUCAAGCGAACGAAAAAUCUGAAAAUGACUAUCUGAAUAAUGCUAAGCGCCAUUUUGGAAGAUGGCGGAAUUCAAAUCAGUUGUGGAAAUCAUUAAAGGGAUUAAGCAAAUCUGACCAGAAUUCUGUUAUAGAUCAACAGCGUGGAUUAGUGUGGACAAAACGCUUCCCAGAAGAGGAACCCGAAGACAUGGCUAAAAGAUUUUACGGACGAUGGCGUAAUUCAGAUCAUAUGAUGAAGUUAUUGGCAAGUGCAAACAAGAACGACAAAUCAGACAUUAUUAAUAAACAUCGAGGCAUCACGUGGUCUAAACGGGAUAACACGGACAAUGUCGUCACGGAUAAAGCCAAUUCCCGAGCAAAGCGUUUCAUUGGUCGAUGGAAGAACUCCAAUUACAUUUGGUCUCGGGUGAAAGGAGGCGCUGAUAACUUAUCAAACAUCAUGAGACGUCACUGGAACAUGAACUGGAACAAACGCGACUCAUCGGUGGCCGCGUCUCAAACACCCAAAAGUUCCAAUCUUCCGGACAAUUCCGACGAUGGCAAACCCAAAAGACAGAUCCGUAAACGGUUUCUGGUAGAUAUGGACUACUCGUUCUUAUGGUCUCUCUUAAUGAAUCAAGAUCGUCCAGAAGCUCGGCGGCUCUUAAAUUUGUAUAUCAAACAUUAAGCCACUGUGUGAUUGAACAUUAGGCCUUGUGGACAAAGUGAAAAUACGAAUAAAACAUUUAGCUGUGUACAAAAUUACAUACGAGUCUUUUGUGAUACCAAGUCGAUGAAACUACAUUCAUGCUCGACGAAUAUCGAAUUACUUGAUAUCAACAAAUAACGAAUAUGUUAAUUCAUAUACAUGUAUUACCAAAAAUAAUUUUUAAACAAAAUUGAAAUAUAUGUUGAAACGAUAUUGCCAAAUAUAUGUCGGUGUAUAUCGUUUAAUAUCAUACAUACAAUAACCGCUUCGAUUAAUAUCGCUUAAUAUCGAUAUCACCUGUAGAUUAAUGUGUAAUAAAACGUGAUAUUCAAUGUCCAAAAAUAUUUGCAGUGUAUCUAAAAUAAUGUGUACAUUACAGGCUAAAGUUCGUGACAAGGAGUAAGGUCGCUUGUUCAACUUCGUGAGUUUUCCCCGGAUACUCCAGUUUCCUCGCACUGCUAAAGACCCCUACGCGCAAGCGAAUUAUAGAAAUAAAAUUGAACCAUAUGUUAGUCCCUAAAUGACCUAGUUUGUGUAGAGUGGACAUUACCCCCUCCCCCCUUCUCCCUAUCCCCCCUCCCUCUCUCUUUCUCUCUGUCACUCUCACUUCCCAGCCGCUAAAUGAAGUAUAAACAACAAUACCGUUAAGUUUGGCAGUGAUGUGAAGUUUUAUAAAAAAAAAAAUAUCUAAGUUCGUGGUGUGAAAGCUUUUAGUCGGUGUACCGUACACCAUACACAAUUAGUUUAAUAAACUAUAAGUAAUUCAAUAAUAGCACCGAACAGUAGGUUUCUUUCAAUUAUUUUACAAAUUCCACAAAAUACAAAUACCAUCCAUCAUCAAUGAGGGUAUUGUGGUAAUGCUGGAUGUUAGGGAAAAUACGUUAAUGAUUCUUGCUUUCAAGAAUAUUUUAGCGUAAAUAAACAAUGACCUUUUAACUUAUUAACUGAUUAUAGGGUAUAUAAUUUUUUUGAACUAAUGGUCUAACGUAUACUGUAUGACGCCAUAUUGUCAAUGUUCCACCAGCUGCCAUUAAAUUAGAAUGGCAAUUGCACCAGAUCAAUUCACACUUGCAGCACAGUCAUAAGAUCGCGCCAAUCAAAUUGUGAAAGGUUUAGAAUUAUAGCAUAGGAACGAUGUAGGCAUCUAGAAUCAAUUUUGAAUUUAAUGUUACAUACAAUAACACCAUCCCCCCUACAACCUUACAAAUUGAUUCUGAAAUCGAUCUUACAACCUUCAGUGCGCAUAUCACAAAAGAGCCAUUCUGAAAUCACACAAUGUCAUGUUACAAAUAAAUGUCAAAAUCAUUCCCAGGACAUAUAUCUUACUUAAUUUCCAGAAAUAACGUCAUGGUAAUACAGAUUUUAAACAAACGCCGAUAGUAUACAUUGUAAAUUCAAUUGCAUGAAUUCAUGGUGUGUUUUUUUCUACAAAUUAAAUACAUAACAUAAUAAUAUUUUGACUUUUCAAAGUAAACCUUAAAGAUGAACUUAUAUUUAGACUGUAUUUUAAAUCUGUAAAUAUAUUUAUUAUGAAAGGUACAAAGAGCUAGCAUAACCGGAAGUUGAGCAAGCUAGCCUGCAUGUUAAUUUCCGGAAAUGACGUCAUUUAAUGGAGAUUUGAAUGGAGUUCCGAAAGCUACGAGAAUCCCUUAGGACGCAAUUAUUCUAUCGGUUAGAUAUCUUAUGAAAGUAAAUUUGAACGUUGCAAGGCAGAAAGUGGUGGUGAUACAGCAUUACUUUAAAUGUGUUUUAACUAUAUGAACUCCUCAAAUGAAAAGUAUUAAGCAUGCCCUGCCUCGUGAACUAUAGUACCAUCGACGCUAAAGAGAAUGGUUGGCGAUGACAUCAGACUUCCUCUGCUUAGAAAACUCUAGCACAAAGAAUGCUCUCAAAAACACUAUAUGAUAGAAUAUGAUAUGUUACUUUUCCUCUUGGACAUAUAAAUAUAUACAUGUAAGAUUCAAACAUCCCGAGGGGGGUUGGAUGGCUGAAUGGUUAGCGUGCGCGCGCUGUAUCAUAAAGUCUGUCAUUGAGUCGACUGGCGUGGUUUCGAAUCCCCGGUUGUACGUGACAAGGCUUAGGGUCGCCUGUCCAAUCUCGUGGGUUUUCUCCGGGUCCUCCGGUUUCCUCCCACUGCUAAAGACCCCUACGCGCAAGCGAAUUAUUGAAAUAAAAAUAAACCAUAUGUUAGUCCCGAAAUGACCUAGUUUGUGUCGAGUGGACCUUAAACCCCAUUUCUCUCUCUCUUUCUCUCUCUCUCUCUCUAUAAAUAUAUACAUGUACAGCCAUACUGAUAGAUUCAAACAUCCCGAGAAUUACCGGAAUAUAUCGAUGAAUACCGAUUGUGUAAUAAAUAUGUGAUGUUAUCGUCUUUAAGACUAAUUGUUGUUGUUAUACGUUAUAUAUAAAAUAUCACUGAUCAAUGUUAUUAAAAAUAAAUUUAUUAAAAAUC
Molecule: messenger RNA, 3670 nt
Organism: Patella vulgata (common limpet)
Lineage: Eukaryota; Metazoa; Mollusca; Gastropoda; Patellidae
Exons: 2
Coding region: 238-1197 (319 amino acids)
Source: RefSeq, a predicted model, not a curated record